AUGAAGAAACUACUUUUAAUAGCGAUAUCAAUUUUAUUUGUGAUAAACACUUUGAGUGCAAAACCAAUGUCCGGCCCCGACAAUUCGGAUAGUAAUUUAUUGAGAAAUAAACGAGACUUCACCUUUGAGGAAUCAAGCAGUAGCCAUUCUUCAUCUUCAUCGAGCUACCACCAAAAAAUAACCAGUUCAGGAUCCGUACCACAUACGUUUGUUUUUGUUGGACAAGGUAAAAAUAAUGAAAACCAUAUUCACGUCAGUAAAUAG
Messenger RNA from Leptosia nina, 264 nucleotides. NCBI's taxonomy places the organism in Eukaryota, Metazoa, Arthropoda, Insecta, Lepidoptera, Pieridae. The record is from the annotation of a GenBank genome assembly.